Messenger RNA from Penicillium expansum, 4221 nucleotides. RefSeq names its product MYB and HSA domain protein (gene eaf1). The coding region runs from base 1 to 4221 and encodes 1406 amino acids. The transcript has 5 exons. Lineage: Eukaryota; Fungi; Ascomycota; Eurotiomycetes; Eurotiales; Aspergillaceae. The record is from RefSeq and is a predicted model, not a curated record.
AUGCUCCGUGACGAGCUCCUACGAUCUAAAAACGAUGAGAUCGCAAACUGUUUGUCGCGCAGAAAGCGCAAGCUCAGCGCAUUGUAUCUAGCCACGGUCGGGUUUGGCGCGACCGAGGACGCUCAUUACCACCAGAAAGAACAGGCCUUCCUUGACGCCAACGAUCUAUCCAAAGGUCGUUAUUUCAAUGAAGCUACUCUUCCACCGCCAACCCAUGUGCGCGCGCGCUCACCAAGUCGAAAUGCAAUCCCCCCGACAACAGCUGCCAUCACCAGUGCCAAACCUGUCGCUGGCAUCACUCUACCCUUAACUGUCGAUGGCCGAGCUCCGCACGCGACCGAGCCUCAACAGCCCGGAACGCCCGUUCUCGACCAACCUCAGACCGCGACACCUGAUCUUGCGCCUACGCCCGUGGACACAACCGGAACACGUCAACCCUCAGUGCCAGCCAUCAGCCCUAAGCUGCCGAAGGAUCUUAACGUGCCACCGAUCGCUGUGCAGUCACUAGACUCAUUGCGCUCCGACCGGAAAGGUAGUGUACCGAUAGCGGAAACGCCGCCCAGUGCCUACGACCAUGACGGAAACCAAGCAAAGAUAUCUCCCCGCGUACCGAAGCCAGCUGCGACUGGAGUUCCAUCACUGCAAAUUCCCUCCGAUCCUCUUCGAAAGAAACACGAAGUACGACCCUCUCUUACCUUGGGGCUAUCUCAACACGAACAACCACCAUCACCUGCCUCCUCCAUUGACCCCUACAAUAAUAAUACACCCGUUCCAGUUGCCGCAUCACCCGACACAAGCCCUGCAGAAGAGGUGGCUGAAGAUGUUGGGACGAUUGAUCGCCCAAAACAUAAGCAUGACCGACCUGCCCAUGCUCGUCCGAGCUUGGUUCCCUUGACCCCAGAUGAGCAAUUACGCCUCGAAGAAGCUCAGUCAAAAACCGACCAGCCCUUGAAUGAUGUGAUGACUGAUCUACCUUCAUCGAAAGAGGUCAUUCUGGAGAGCGUGGACACUGGAGCCGAUACGGAUCGCAUGGAUAUCGGCCAGGAACAUGAACCCGUCCCCUCUGAAGCGAAACCACUGCAAGGACCCGAGACAACUGCGCGAGACUCGUUGUCGCCAACCGCACAAGUUGAAGCCGCUGUAGAUUCAGCUGUCGAGACUCCUACGGCCAAAAAGCUUUCUAUUCCAGCUACUCAACCUGGUUCGACACAACUAGAGCGCAUGACCACUCGGGUAUCAUCGGGAGCCAUUCGACACAAGUCUGUUUCCGAGAUCCUUGGAGAAACCCCUAAGAGCGUUACUCAUGAUAGAAGCCACCCAGCUACCCCAUCUGAUCAAGGCACUCCUGACUCUGUUGCAAGAAUGCGCUUCAAGGACCGGAAGGAGCGGGAGAAGGAGAGAAGCCGACUCUCGACUGUUGUGUUUCCCAAGCAGCCAGCUCAGCAGGAGAAAGCCGAUAUGGACCUGACGCACCGAGACAUGGAUGCAGUUGCCAAGCUGAAUGAAGAGCAAGACUAUCUUUUCACAUUAUUCUUGAACAGAGCGUACGCCCCUCCACGGGGAACGAACCUUAAUACUCUGCUGGCAUCUGCGCACAAGACUUUGAGUACUAGCAAUCAUCUGCUUGAAUACCAAGAACAGAUGGAUUGCCGUACUCUCCGGCGCAUCUAUGCUCUUCAAAAUGCCAAUCGAUGGCCAUUGCGACAAUUAAAACGCUCUGUCGAACCUCCCCGCCAGGGAACGCACUGGGACGUUGUCUUAGAUCACAUGAAGUGGAUGCGAACCGACUUCCGGGAGGAAAGAAAGUGGAAGAUCGCUGCUGCAAAGAGUUGUGUCGAUUGGUGCGCAGAAUAUGUCAACAGCGACGUGGAACAUCGGACCCUGCUUCGUGUCCAAACAAAGAUUCCAACGUCAACUCCGGUAGAAAGGGAUUCUUCCAAGGCCGGUCUCAGCCCACCCUGUGACGAUGUAGGUGAUGAAGUGUUUAGAGUUGGUCAUCACACUCCGGAUCUCAUCCCAUCUGCCGAGGAGGAAUCAGUCAGUGAUGGGUUCAAUGAUGAGCCUCGGCACGAUAUUCACGACACAGUCGCCCCCGCUGCUAUUUUCUCCCUGGGCUCGGAUGAGUUCAACUUCUCAAUUGACAUGACCCCCGCCGCCGAAAAGUUGUUAGAUGAACUGCCGAUAUAUGGACCACUCCAGAUCGCCCCGGGCACGAACGCACCAGUAUUCAAAGUCUCUCCUGACACAGUUUGGAAAACAGAACUACUACCAGUGUCCAAAUUUGCAUCGGCGAAGAUUAACUUCCACGAUGACGAUAAUCCUCGCAAACGGAGCCGAUAUGACUACUCCCAGUACGGCAAUGAUUUGGAUAAUAGUAUCACCGAAUUGGCGCCCGAGCAGACAAAUGUUGCGCUGUUCCGACCAGAGAACAAGCCCAUUCGUGAUCGGAUUCACCCUGGUCAUCAAUUCCGGCCUCCAACUGAACACCCCAUGCCAUCUGUUGGUUUCUUUGAAUCGCGUUCGUCCUCACAAUGGACUUACGCUGAGGAUGAUGAACUCCGACGCUUGGUCAAGGAGUACUCUUACAACUGGUCUCUAAUUUCCAGCUGUCUUACCCCGUCAUCACUCUUUACAUCUGGCGCCGAGAGACGGACUCCUUGGGAAUGUUUCGAGCGAUGGGUAGGACUGGAAGGUCUUCCUGCGGAUAUGUCCAAGACUCAAUACUUCCGAGCUUACCACCAGAGGCUUGAGACUGCCCAACGCACUGUUUUGGCUCAGCAGCAGGCUGCCCAGCAACAGCAGCAACAACAGCAGCAGCAGCAAGGUGCCAACGCUCAGCCUCAGCCACCCGUCCGCCGGAGGACUACUCAGCCUCUUCGGGUCGACCGGAGACGAUCUUCGAAGCACCUUGCUCUGCUUGAUGCGAUGCGAAAGCUGGCUAAGAAGCGGGAAACUAUGCUUCAGAAACAGCAGCAUGCUUCCCACCUCGCUUCAUUGCGGAAAGCUAAUGAGGCUAACCAGCCCAAGCCUCCGAUCUCGUCUCCGGCUGAGUUCAGCCGGUUGAAGUACGACAGAGAGAUGAAACUGCAGGAAAGGCAGGAACAGUACCGCCAGCAAAUGAUUGCGCAGCAAAGAGCUAGUCUCGCAGCGCAGCGUUCCGGCCAAGUACCUAACCAGCAGCAAAUUAUGAAUGUGCCGGGGCGUAACAACGCCAUGCCCCCUACUUCCAAUCCUAGCCUACCGGGUGGAACUCCGAACGGAAUGACAAACGGCAUGCCUCCUGCUGCUGGUGUCAACCAAGCCCGCCCCCUUCCAAUGCAGAACAUGCCUAAUGGUGCACAACCCAAUGGCCAGAUGCCUAAUGGAAUGGCCAUGAAGAUGAUGCCCCAAGCUCAAAUGCAGCAGACACCAGGGGCACGACCAGGCCUGCCGAUGCAAGCCUCUCCUGAUAACACACGCGUGAUUCGAGAAGCCAAUCGAUUGCAGGAGCAGCAGCGUCUUCUCCAGUCUCGGCAACAGCAGCAGCACCCUCCUCAGCAGGGCCAGCAAUUCCACAACCCGCAAUUUGGGUCUCAGGGAUCGCCGAACCUGAACAUGGCGAAUGUUAAUGGUACUCCUAAUAACCCUGCUAUGAUGGCUGCCCUCCAGAAUCAAGGGGGAAUGCAGAGUCCGUCGUUCCACGGUAGUACACCACAAGGCGUCUCAACCCCUUCGCCUCGUAUGGGUCAGCCUAAUCCUCUUUCGAGCGGUGUUGUGCCCCAAAUCAGCACUCUCCAAAGCCAGAUUCAACGCACGAACCCGAAUAUGCCCCCCGAGCAAGUGACCAAGCUGGCCACGGACCGGCUCAACCAAUACCAGCAGCAGCAACAGCAGCGCUUGUCCCAACAAGCAGCAAUGAAUGCUGCCGCAGGUAGCAUCAAUGCAAAUGCCGUUCAGGCUAACUACCAAGUUCCCCACGAGGCUAGUUUCCAGACUCCGAACGGCGGUUCUGCAAUGCAGGUCCCUCAAAACCAAGGGUUCUCCCCAAUGAUGCGGGUCCCCCAGGCUGGUCAGCAAAACCGCGUUGGCCCGACUAGCUCGCCCGCCAUGAACGGUGCUGCACCCCAGCCCAGCCGCAGUGCCACUCCUCAGAAUCAGCGCAGCGGCAGUGCUCAAGCUGGUGCCGUCCAAGGUUCCAGCAAGAGCCCACACGCUCCGGCAGCCCAGACCGCGACCAGCUAG